AUGGAAUAUUUCCGAGUUUUACUACUCUUGACUGUUGGAUUUAUCGCUACUACUCAGGCCACCAGUCAGUGCCCAAGCGGAUACAAUGAUACACUUGUGGAAAUGACAAAGACUUUUGAGUUUACCGCAGGCAGUUCUUUCAUUCUUGGCCAAGUGAUUUACCAGAAUAAUUUCUUUUACGGUCUUAUUAGGUACACUCUUUCGUCAAGACAGCAUACAAUGGUAUUUAAGAGGGAUCAGAAUUUUGCUAAUGGGGGUGAGGUAAAGUAUGAUGCCAUUUCUCGAGACUCUGAUCCAGCCUCCCUAGCAGCAGGAGAUUCACUAGCAAUAGCUACAGAUAGCAGCUUCCUGUUAUUCUCGGGCAUGAUUAAUGAUUCCAGUACAUUCAAUGCGUUUUUAUCAAGAAUUGAUGAGAGCACUUUUUCAAUAACCAGCUCAUACCGUUUUUCUGGGAUGAAAAACUUCCAUAGUAUAGUUCUAUCUCAAGAUGCUGUUUCAGCAUUUUUAAUAGGAAGAGAUGGGUCUAAUAAUGGAGUGCUCUGUUUGGUCAGUGUCAGCACCUUGAAUAGUGCAGAUUGAACAGUUUUAACAUCUACAAAAACUAUUAGUCUCGCCUAUAUUGGACUAACUUCUGGCACGAAUGAAUUAGUAUUUUCAAUUUAUGAGUCAUCAAAGCUAAAAUUAACAAAGAUUGAUGAAACUUCUGGAUCAGCUUCCUUUGCCUGGAUAAAUGAAUUUGGGUAUUCUGGUUAUGGAGGGAUCACCUCCAUACAGGAUAAACUUGCUUAUGAUUCAACCACACAAGAAAUUUAUCAUAUGGCAUAUAUGAGUAAUGAUAUUAUCAUAUUUAUGGCUAUUAAUGCUCAGACUGGAAGUUUAAAGCAUGGAGUUUACUACCUGAACACCUUAACUUCAAUAGAAACUAUUGGGAUCACAGUCAAAGAUAGAGCUUAUCUGAUGGCUCAGGCUUCAAGCCAGAGCUAUGUUUUCCCUUAUGACACAGGAACUAAUACAUUUUCUUCAACUUAUGACAAUCUAACUAGAUUCAAAGGAGCUUUUGUGGCGAUGCUGGAAAACUUCUUUUUAUCUGGAGGCAUGAACACUAACAAUAAUUGUGCUAUUUUUAAAUAAAGUCAACAUGCCUUCUAUCUUGAAAGGAAAUAAUGAUAUUGAUAAUUCAUACCCAUAUGGCACUUCUGGAGGGGAUUUGUUCCAGACUGGAGCAACUACAGAUUAUAAUAUCUCCUCUUCUACAAUUACGUCAACUGUUACGACAGGUUUACAGUCAGGUGCAUCUACUUCAGUCUUUGAUGUAACAACUGCUUAUACCCAACAAGAUUGUGCAUAUCUUCAGUAUACAGCUGAUGUAGCUUACUUAUCUAGUAAUAUUAUUAAUGCAGAUGUGCAAGCAGGAGCGAGUACAAAUAUUUCAGUAACUGAACCAUGAUUGACCUCAAGCUCGAACACUCUGGUAUUCUCCACUUCUGCAGUUCUUUCUUGGUCAACUUAUGUUUCUGCAGAUAAAGUUUUGAUAGCUAGCCCAAGCAGUAGUGUUUCUGAUGGAAGUUAUUCGGAUAGCCUAACUGCGAUAUUCAGCUCGAAAAGCUAUAGCUUAGAGGUUAAUUACAAUGUUUACAGCUGAUCGGUGACUGAUUGUGAGCUUUGAGCUGCGUCAACUACAUAUUUAUGCAGCCAGUGAAUCAGUGGAAAGGUAUUAUCAAGUGACUUUUUGACAUGAAGUAGCUCAACUCCACCUACCAAUCCUCCAUCAACAAAUCCAACGCCAUCAAAUCCAACUUCAUCGAAUUCUACGUCAUCGAAUUCUACGUCAUCAACAUCUGAUUCUGGAACUUUAUCUGAAAAUCAGGAGACUAUGUCGACUAUCGGGAGAUCUUUAUAAUUGCAUCAGGGUUAGUCUUAAGCCUGGCAGGUGCCUUAACUGGUCUCUCAUCUACACAGAGUAUAUGGAGUAUGCUGAACCAAUACCAGUUGUUUUUAACUUUACCGCUAGUAGGCUGGCAUAUUUCCCCAACCUUCGUAAAAUUCAUUAGCGAUUUCGACUUCACUGCAUUUAAUGGUGAAUGGUUAGCUCUUGAUCAGAUGUUCUUGUUCAAGGAUUUAUAUGAAUGGCUUAACAUUCCUCAAUCCAAAGCUAAUUUUGAGUCUAUCGGACUGAAAUCAGGCAGCACAUUGAUCAACCAGCUCGGGAUCCUAUUCCUCCUCCUGUUGCUUAUCUUUUUGCAUCUGGUUUUUGAGCUGCUAAAAACAAGCUGACUAUGGAAAGUUCAGAACAAAUUCUGGACUAAAGUAUUUGAUAAAGCAGAUGUUUUACUGAAGUAUAAUGUUUAUGUUAGGAUUAUGCUGGAAAUAUACCUGUUCACUAUUCUUUCAAGUCUUUCUGAGACAAGGUCCUUUAACCAUAGUUCUUCAGCCAGGGUGCUAUCCUUGAGCUUGUCUCUCAUAUUUGUGUGAGUCAGCUUUGUCUGUCUCUUCGCAGUGGGAGUUCAUUAUUUUAAACAUCGAAAUACUUCAUUCAAAGAGCAGAGUAAGAGGUUCAGUGAACUCUAUCCUUCAGUGAGGGAUAACAAGUUUCAUAAGCUGUAUUCUUGCUGUUUCCUCAUGAGGCGGACCCUUAUAGUGGUAGUGAUCCUCUCAGAUGUGAUCCUUGAUAAUCCGGAUACACUGAUGAUGCGGACAAUUCUUUAUACUCUUGUGCAAUUCCUGGUGUUCGUAUUCAAAUGAACCUGGAUCUUUAAUAACUUGAAGGACAAUAUUAUCGAAAUAGUUAAUGACUUCAUUUUGGUCAUGCUCUCUCUGACUUUCACUAUUUGUCAGAAAGAAAAUACAUGUGAUAAUGAUGUUGUCACUGACUUUGCAAUUAUGGUCUUGGUGAUCAAUGGAGUAUUCAUGAAUAUUUCAGUCAUCUUAUUCCAAUUAAUUAGGUGGAUAAAGAAAAGCAGGUGAAAGAAGCACAAAGUUUUACAGAUGGUUAAGCAAACUAGGGUUAAGAACACUAAGGUUAAGAAAUCUAUGGCUAAGACCCAGACUAUCAGAGCAUGUUCCCUCAAAGUAAAUAAUCCCACUGGCAGAACACUCCAAGAGAAUAGGAUCUCCACACGAAGAACAUUCAGUGUUGACGAAGAAGAGAAGCAGAGGGAGACCACAACUGCUAAGAAUACUCCCAGGUAUACUAAAUCCCAAACUGAUCGAAGUCAUGUAAGCAACAACGGUUACAACUGCUCGACAUUAAUAAAUGUCUUAGAGAACAAGGAGGAUUCUGAGGAUUAGAGCAUGACAUCAAUAGUUCCUCAAUGCAUGGAAUCAGGCUGCUGCCAGCAAUAUCAUCAGAAUAUUGAUUUCAGGUCUCUAAUAUAUGUUUAAUACUAAUAUCAACAU
Messenger RNA from Moneuplotes crassus, 3396 nucleotides. The record is from the annotation of a GenBank genome assembly. Lineage: Eukaryota; Ciliophora; Spirotrichea; Euplotida; Euplotidae.